Messenger RNA from Erythranthe guttata (spotted monkey flower), 2158 nucleotides. RefSeq lists its product as uncharacterized. Gene Ontology annotation, molecular function: RNA binding. NCBI's taxonomy places the organism in Eukaryota, Viridiplantae, Streptophyta, Magnoliopsida, Lamiales, Phrymaceae. Gene Ontology annotation, biological process: regulation of gene expression. The record is from RefSeq and is a predicted model, not a curated record. Gene Ontology annotation, cellular component: nucleoplasm; chromatin.
UACCACAAAUUAUUUUAUUUCCGAUAUUAUUAAUUCAUUCUUCACCGUCGAAAAACCCCAAACCAAUCCCAAACCCUAGAUCUGCAAAAAUCAAAACCUCUAAUGGGUUCCAGGCGAUCAGAUUUCGGCGAUGGCGCAAGCCCUGGGAAGAUUUUCAUUGGGGGUCUGGCAAAAGAUACUACUUUAGAUACCUUUGUGAAGUACUUUGGCAAGUAUGGAGAAAUAACGGACUCUGUAAUCAUGAAAGAUCGGCACACCAGCCGGCCACGGGGUUUCGGCUUCAUCACGUAUGCCGACGCUGCGGUGGUUGACACUGUUAUCGCUGAAACCCAUAUCAUCAAUGGCAAACAAGUCGAGAUUAAAAGAACAAUUCCAAAAGGAGCUGGUGAUUCCAAAGAUUUUAAAACAAAAAAGGUUUUUGUUGGUGGGAUCCCUACUUCUGUUACUGAAGACGAGUUGAAGAGUUUUUUUUCCAACUACGGGAAGGUGGUUGAGCAUGAGAUAAUUCGAGAUCAUGUGACCAAGAGGUCUCGUGGUUUUGGAUUUGUUGUAUUUGACAAUGAACAAGUUGUUGAUACUCUCCUAGCUGAUGGAAAUAUGAUUGAUAUGGCGGGUACCCAGGUUGAGAUCAAGAAGGCAGAACCAAAGAAACCCUCAAACCCAACACCUGCACCUGCAUACGGUAGUGAUUCUAGGGGUCGUGCAUAUGGUGAUAGUUAUGGUGGUUUCAGCAGCUCCUAUAGCAGUCUUGGCAGUGGCGGUUAUGGCCCUGCUUCUUCUUAUAGGUCAAUGGGAUCGGGUCUUGGUCCUAGGUUUGGUGACUAUGGUGGUUAUGGUGGUGGUGGAAGUGAAUAUGGGGGUCGGUAUGGGGAUUAUGGGAGUAGCGAAUUCGGUUAUAGGGGUGAUGGCCCCUCCCCCGGCCCCCUUGGCUACUCUAGUAGAUUUGGUUCUUAUGGUGGAGGCUACGGUGGGGGGUACGGUGGUAGUGGUGGUUUAGGUUCCUAUGGCCGAGGCGGUGGUGGUGGUUAUGGUGGGAGUUACGGUGGUUCUGGAUCAGGUGCCAGUUAUGACUCUGGCCCUGGUGGUGCAGGUGGUUAUGGUGGAGGUGCAGGUGGUUAUGGUGGUGGUGCAGGUGGUUAUGGUGGAGGUGCGGGAGGGGGUACUUAUGGAGGUAGGGCAGGUUAUAGUGGCAGUAGUCGUUACCAUCCUUAUGGCAGGUAGAUGUGUCCCUCUUGUAGGACUUCACUCACGUCUCUUUUGCUUAUUUGCUUCUCGUGGCUCCACAGUUGACUAGAUUUUUCCGAGUACUAGCAAGGAGACAAUUACUAGAAGACCCGAAGAACCCUAGUGAUUUUUGUUGUUUUAAAUUUCUACUCUUUUUCUUUUUUUAUAAGAUCAACGAACUAGACAACCUCUUUGAGAUGCUAUGAAAGGCUGCUGUUUUAAUCUAGAGGGAUUGUCCUGUAUGAAGUGUAUUUUGAACUUGGUUCCAUAUUUUAGUGUAGAACGGCCUUCUGCAUUAUGUUUCUCCUAGUUCUUUUGUUUCGUUUAUCUAGAACCGAGGAUACAGGCUCAAGUAAUUUGUAGACCAUGCCUUUACUAAGCUUUGCACUUACUAGUUACUUUUGAAUUUGUGUUGUGACCAGGUUUUGUUAAAUUGCAGUUAGAGUAUAGAGAAAAUUAUGUUAGUUUUUCUUUGUCUAUGUUUUGAUAGUGCACAUGAGUUGGGAAGAUAUCGGUAUAGAGCUUUGAAAUAUAAACCGGGACUUGGGUAGAAAUUGAAAAUUCUUGGAUUUAUUUAAUGGUUUAAGAUCACUUAAAGAAAGCCAUCUCAGAAAGCAGGUUUUUAGACAUGUGAUGACUUGUGCAGUGACCGAAUCUUCACUAAUACUUACGUUUUUUUUUAUCUAACAAUAUCUGAUUUUAUACUGCUCGAGAUCCCAAAGGACGAGUUUUAUCUUCUUCAAUUGUUUAUUGCAUAAAUUUAAUAUUUUCAAAAGUGUAUUUUAGCAGGUAAUGGCUGUGCAAAGAUGAUUACAAUUGUGUUUUUUUAAUGAUAAAACUGCCCUGUUUGUGUUUAGGGGUGGGCAUUGUGACUGAGGAUUGUUGUGGUUUUUUUUAAUAAUGAUAUAUAAUUAAAGCUUUAUAUUUGAACUAU